Messenger RNA from Trypanosoma cruzi, 411 nucleotides. RefSeq lists its product as uncharacterized. Lineage: Eukaryota; Euglenozoa; Kinetoplastea; Trypanosomatida; Trypanosomatidae. The record is from RefSeq and is a predicted model, not a curated record. Gene Ontology annotation, molecular function: calcium ion binding. The coding region runs from base 1 to 411 and encodes 136 amino acids. The transcript has a single exon. Gene Ontology annotation, cellular component: mitochondrial outer membrane. Gene Ontology annotation, biological process: autophagy of mitochondrion.
AUGUAUAAGAAGAAAACUCAAGAGGAAAAACAUGCUGCAAAGGCCGUUCCUCACGGUCUCUUCAAAAGUACGAAUGUUAUUGGGAAAUUAUCAACGGGCAUUGGCGUUUGUGGACUGAUGGGCACAGCAGUCGGUGUCGCCGCUAAGCGCCUCACGCAAGACGCGUUGUACGGUGCUGGGAUUGCUGUCAUUGCUCUUCAGAGCCUCAGCUACUUGGGUUACAUUCAGAUUAACUGGAAAAAAGUGGAGAGUGAGAUUACUCAGGCGCUGGAUCAUGACGGCAACGGCAAAAUUGAUGCAGAGGAUUUUCAUUUUUAUCUGAACCGCUUCCUGAAGUUUGCUGGCAAUGGAAUUAGUGACUUGAGUGCAUUUGCAGCAGGUUUUUUCUUUGGGAGCAGGUAUCUGGCCUAA